Molecule: messenger RNA, 981 nt
Organism: Penicilliopsis zonata CBS 506.65
Lineage: Eukaryota; Fungi; Ascomycota; Eurotiomycetes; Eurotiales; Aspergillaceae
Exons: 2
Coding region: 1-981 (326 amino acids)
Source: RefSeq, a predicted model, not a curated record
AUGCCGUCAAAGCCGAAGCGUCUCCAGGAUUUCGCCUCCGACUUGGAGACCGCAGUGAACGCUGUGCUCCCCUCUCCAGAAAACAAGUACAAGAAAGUGUCUGUUUUCGCCUUCCAUUGGGAGAAUGACACGAUGGGCGUCGAAACCCUGGAGAUGGAGCUACUGGAAGUUUUCAAGAGCGUCUACAACUACAGUACUGACCGCUUCGUCAUCCCAACCAAAUCCCCCCGGUUCUCUCUCGCUUCGGAGAUAAACAGUUGGUCUGGCCAGCAUGCAGGCAAGGAUACCGUGCGUAUUUAUAUCUACUCUGGCCAUGCAGGCCCUUCAGGAAGCAGCAGCAGCGCCUGGCAUCUAGCAGGAGAGUCAAGCAGCUGGGGACAGCUAGUUGGCCCCACGGUCGACUGGCGGGUUGUACGUGUGCCAGUAGAGGAUCUAGAGGGAGAUAUCUGCUACAUAUUUGACUACUGUUCAGCGGGAUCAGUGGCUAUGCACGACGGUCCGGAGACUAUCGCUGCCAUCGGCUGGGAGGAAGCAGCCGGCGCGCGUUUUGAAACCUCCUUCACUAGAGCCUUAGUCAAUACGCUGCGGGAAUUGAAUGGCCGCCAUGAAACACUUGCUGCUAUAUACGCCAGACUCUUUCGGGACGCCUUUAAGAGCCAAGUCGCCGCUGUGCCGGUUCACGUCCCUAAAAGAGGAGCCCCGAGUAUCACCUUCGCCCCGUGUUCAGACAUCUCCCGGCCAGUCACAAGAAGAAUGGCGACUGGACUGCAUCACAGCACAGAUUAUAGAGUGCUACUCAGCGUUCAUAUCCGUGGCCAUAUCAACGAGGCGGAUCUGGAGCAUAACAAUCUUCCUUCUGGCGUAAAAAUUGAAUCCGUUUUUCGAGGCUUUGGCAUAAUCCUCUUUACAGUUCCAGUUGAGAUGUGGACGAUGUUGUCCGCCGAAGACUCUUCCUUUCGGUUUCUUGCCCAUGUUACUUAA